This is a messenger RNA of Poecile atricapillus (Black-capped chickadee), 1005 nucleotides long. RefSeq names its product phosphatidylinositol glycan anchor biosynthesis class F (gene PIGF). The transcript has 6 exons. Gene Ontology annotation, biological process: GPI anchor biosynthetic process. NCBI's taxonomy places the organism in Eukaryota, Metazoa, Chordata, Aves, Passeriformes, Paridae. The coding region runs from base 66 to 725 and encodes 219 amino acids. Gene Ontology annotation, cellular component: endoplasmic reticulum membrane. The record is from RefSeq and is a predicted model, not a curated record.
CGGCCCCCGCUGUUUUCCGCUGCCGGGUGGCGCCGCGCGCUCCGCGGUGCCGCUGCCCGGGCACCAUGAGGGAGGCGGAAAUCAGGAGGCUUCUGGCUGCCAACCUCCUUUGCGCUCUGUCCGUCGUCCUGGCCGCGGUUGUCCCAGCUUUCUUCCUGGACGGAUUCAGUGUCCUGGGAACGCAUCUCACGUGGCUGUGUGUUUGUUCUGUUUGUGUUGCUACCCUUAAUAUAAUCUUGCAUUUAGUCCUUAAACCAAAUCAGUCUCCUAAGAGACGUUUCUUUGCUCACAAGAUAUCCAGAUUUCUAAAAUGCUGUAUAUACUUUUUCAUGUCUUGCAUACUAUUUCAUGCGAUUAUUGUUCUUUAUGGAGCACCUCUCAUAGAGUCAGUGACUGAGACAUUUUUGUUUGCAGUUCUUCUGUCUACAUUUACUACUUUACAGUGCUUAUGUUUGCUGGGACCAAACAUACAGGCAUGGAUACGGGUAUUUAGUAAAAAUGGAGCUAUGUCCAUCUGGGAAAGCAGUCUACAGAUUACUUCCAUGUGCAGUCUACUUGGAGCUUGGUUUGGAGCAUUUCCUAUUCCUCUUGACUGGGAUCGACCUUGGCAGGUAUGGCCCAUUUCCUGUUCCCUCGGAGCUACCUUUGGCUAUAUGGCUGGUCUGAUUAUUGCACCUCUGUGGAUACACUGGAACCGGAAGCAGCUCACAUACAAAAGCAGAUAACUGGAGCAAAAAGAGACAAGGUAUUUCUUUGUGCAGAUUCCAUACAGACUGUGCAAAAGUUGGGGUUUUUAAAGAUAUAUAUAUAUAUAUAUAUAGAUAGAUAUAUAUAUAGUCAAAGCAGUAGGCUGUCCAAAUUCAGUUAAGAGUAUUUCAGGCCAAGCAUCUCCACUCAAUAAAAUCACACAGAUGCCAUUUCAGCGUGGUGCAGUUUUUGCUUCCUCUAGACUGUGUAACCCUGAGAGAUUGUACCUUCCAGUCUGAAUAAAAUAUUUGUAACAGA